Durusdinium trenchii is the source of this 372-nucleotide messenger RNA. NCBI's taxonomy places the organism in Eukaryota, Dinophyceae, Suessiales, Symbiodiniaceae. The record is from the annotation of a GenBank genome assembly.
AUGCAGAGGAAUCUAGGAAGGACCGGUAUAUCACAAUCACUCUUUUCCAGCUGGAGAAGAAAUUUGGCAAGGGGAAGGAAGCACAGAAAUUUAUUGCUGAUCUUGUCAAAGGUGCGGGGGGGUCAAAAACGAGAAACCAAAGCUAUCAAACAUGUUCUGGUCUUGCCAGGCCAGAAGGGGACGCCUCACCCUCAAAGUGAUCAUCCCAAGGCCCGCAUGUUCAAAGUCCUCAAGGAUGUGCUCGAGGAAAAGGCGAUGGGCAGUCGAGGUACCACCAGCUUGAAGGUUGGUGGCCGUGUGAGGUGUGCAGAAGCCAAAAAACUCCUAGCUAAGGAGUUGAACAAGAGUUGGAAGAGAAGACAACCCUUGUAG